GCCGUGCUGCACAGGCGCAUCGGUUCUUUGCUUAAAAAAUCACCAGAAAUAACAACAAUUGUGCUCGUCUCCGCACCUCCAGAUAAACCCUGGUCUGGCAUGGGCGACAAGAGGAGUCCCACAAGGCCGAAGCGUCAACCGAAGCCCUCCUCCGACGAGGGGUUUUGGGACUGCAGCGUGUGCACGUACAAGAACACAGCAGAGGCUUUCAAGUGCAUGAUGUGUGAUGUCAGGAAAGGGACAUCAACAAGGAAACCUCGUCCUGUCUCCCAGCUCGUCUCGCAGCAGCAGGUAACUCAGCAGUUCGUGUUGCCCUCGCAGCCCAAAAAGGAAAAGAAAGAGAGAGUAGAGCGGGAGAAGAGCGACAAAGAGCCAGCGCUCAAGAAGAACAGUCACAAGAAGAUGAGGCCACGAUUAAAAAACAUCGACCGGAGCAGCGCCCAGCACCUGGAGGUGACGGUUGGGGACCUGACAGUCAUCAUAACAGACUUUAAGGAGAAGGCCAAGCCCUCGUCCACCUCGGCCACGUCCUCCAGCGCCGCAUCGGUCGCCGACCACCACAGCCAGAACGGCUCCAGCUCGGAAAACACAGAGAAGGGGCUUUCCCGCUCCUCCUCACCCCGAGGAGAGGGCAGCUCGGUAAACGGAGAGUCCCACUGAGUCAACCCCUGAACCCAACACCCACCACCCCCCAUCCCA
This is a messenger RNA of Scomber japonicus (chub mackerel), 699 nucleotides long. RefSeq names its product YY1 associated factor 2 (gene yaf2). Gene Ontology annotation, cellular component: nucleus. Lineage: Eukaryota; Metazoa; Chordata; Actinopteri; Scombriformes; Scombridae. The transcript has 4 exons. The coding region runs from base 100 to 660 and encodes 186 amino acids. Gene Ontology annotation, biological process: positive regulation of DNA-templated transcription. The record is from RefSeq and is a predicted model, not a curated record. Gene Ontology annotation, molecular function: DNA binding; transcription coregulator activity.